This is a messenger RNA of Quercus robur (English oak), 1191 nucleotides long. RefSeq lists its product as uncharacterized. The record is from RefSeq and is a predicted model, not a curated record. The coding region runs from base 604 to 924 and encodes 106 amino acids. The transcript is spliced from 5 exons. NCBI's taxonomy places the organism in Eukaryota, Viridiplantae, Streptophyta, Magnoliopsida, Fagales, Fagaceae.
AACGCAAACCAAAACGCCAGCAACGUUAACCACAGCCGAUUCUACAGCCCAGAUUUAAAAUACUGUAUAGAAGAAAAAUCAAGAACCCAAGACACAAGAGCAAAGAGUAGCGGCAGCAGAGAGAGAUAUCAGAGAAGACCAUACCUCAGCCGAUUCUACUACUGUGUGAGUGUGAGCAAUAGAUCAGACGGUGGAGAAGUGGAGGUGCAGUAGUGACCAGUGGAGACGAAGAAUGAGUUUAUGCAAAUUGCAAAGGCAGAGCUGAGAGUGUUUGGAUCUAGUUUGAGGCGUGUUUGUUUUUGGCUUUUUAUCAGCAGCAACAGAUGCAGAGGAUGCAGUUUCAACAGCAACAGAUAAUAUUUUAGGUUGAUAUGUACUCAAGAAGUAACAGUGGCAUAUUCUAAGCAUUAAAUGGACAGAUUUUGGAAUAGAAAGUCAGAUGUGGAGUGUUUUGAGAAGUGGAUGGCUAAAAUACAAAAAGGAAAAUAGGUGAAUACUUGGAGAAAGUUUUGAUCGAAUCAGUUUGACCUGAGGUUUCUAACUUUACCAGAGAAAGCUUAACCCUAAUCCUACCAUAAAGAGAGAUAGAAAGAGCAGAAGCUCAUGUCUACGGAAACUAAAGCCUCAUCAGGUCUUCAAAAGCGGCGCUUCUCCUGCUCUACCUGCUUUGAUGCUCUCUGGUUUUGCUACUCCCCUGUUCAUCAGAUGCAGCAGUAUUAUAGGCUUGGUGUUCUUGAUAACUGUUCUGAGAAAUGGAGUGUUUUAUAUGAUUGUUUGAAACUGAAGACAAAACAGUCCACUGAGGUGCAGGAAAUUCUAGAAGCUCGUGAGAGAGCCAAACCUCACAUCUGGACUAUUCGAACCCCUGAAGAAGCAUCAUCUCACUGGAAAGAACUGUACGGUCAUUUAGAUGAACCAGAGUGACUAAGGUCCAACACUUGCACAACUUCCAUAUCUUCUUCUUUUUUAAUCUUUUUCCUCCAACUAGACCCUGAACAUAUUUUGAUCCUGAAACCAAAGAAUUUACACAGGAUGUGGACUCAACUUGAUUGGAAUAUUCCUAUAAUGGGAGAGGGUGAUUCCUUAAUCGCAGUUUUAUGUUCAUUUUAAUCGUUUAGUAUAAAUGAAUUCUGAAUUAAACAAACAGAAAAGAUAAAUGAAAUAAAUAAUAUAAUUCUUGCGUUGGUGUUA